UGGGCCUAACUGACAGUUCACAUUGGAUCUACUGGACAAACGGUUACCGAAGGCGCUAGUAGCACCGAGGCAGACCACCAAUACAGAUGCAUGUCAUUCUCAAUAGCAAGGAUUAACAGAGAUAUUUGAUGCAACAAUGGUGUUUAAAUACAUGGAGGAACAAUACACAUCAAUUGCGACAAAAUAUGUUUCGCAAAAUACAGAAGCUCUACGAAAAGUAAUAGUAGGCUUUAUCUACUUAUUAUCAGCUCAUAUUACUUCAUGUGUUGCGAUAAUUUACGUUAAUGAUCGUCUACCGGAUAGAAAUAAACACCCACCACUCCCAGAUCUAAUUUUGGAUAAUCUACCCUACGUCCAAUGGGCAGGACAAGCUUCGGAAUAUUGUCUGGCUUUGGAAAUGGUGAUCUGGAUAGGUAUCGUCAGUCUCAAUAAACAUCGGCUACAGAUCAUCCAUAGGCUGUGUUUAGUAGCCGGUACAAUGUACUGGCUAAGGUGUAUGUGUGUUCUCGUCACCUCACUUCCGGUUCCGGACGUCAACAAAAAGUGCUACCCAGUACCAGAAGCGGAUACAUGGAACAAACUAAAACGUGCUUUCGAUUUAUACACUCGAUUUGGACUGAAAGUGGUUGGUGCUGAGACCUGUGGAGACUAUAUAUUUAGUGGACAUACAACCCUUCUCACCAUUUUGAAUCUUUUCGUAAACGAGUACGCGCCAAGAUCUCGUUGCUUCAUCCGUGGUAUCACCUGGGCAUUAAACAUAAGCGGGAUUGUUUUUAUCCUUUUGUGCAGAGGGCACUACACAAUUGAUGUCCUGCUAGCGUUUUACUUGUCCUAUCAGAUUUUCACCACAUAUCAUUGUUGUAUUGUCCAGGAGCGCACCAGUUCGUUUCCAUGGAAAUGCGUGGACUAUUUGUCAGAGUAUUUCGAAAGCAGUAAGGAAACCUUGCCAGAGUGUGAAAAAAGUGUUGUUUGAUGAAACAGAUGUUUAGAUAGAUAAUAUUUAUAUCAAUAAUUUAUUUAUUUUCGUUAUUGAAAAAUUGCCAUUUUUCAUCAGAAUUUUAGAUGGUGCUCUAAUUUAUUAUGUUUAUGUAUUGAGUGGAUUAUUCGUAAUUUAUGUUUGCUCUAAACAAUGAAUCUUCAAUGUGAGUGGACUGAUUUUACCCAAUUGUUUAGCAGUACACCAUUGCGGUUCCAUAAUCAGUUGCCUUGUAGAGGAGUCGAACACCCCUUUGUUGUGUAAAAACAGUGAUAAGAGAACGUUGCCAAAAUAUUAUAUACUAUUUGGUUCUAUAACGAUUUAUCAUUGUUAUUGUUAUGACAAUUGCCAUUGUUCCCAAUCGUAUUCUAAAAGUCAUUGUUGUUAACUCUGAGAUAUGAAACUCUGUUACAGUUAGGAAACGCUAAAUCAAAUCUAAUGAACAUGAAUCGAAUCUGAUUAAGUUUCUUUCCUUCAUUUUUACCUAUUAUGAAAAUCAGUCCGUCAUUGACUUUGUAUUAGAUUUUUAAGUCCCUCUUAUUGAGUGAAGUUAGCCGUAAUGUUGAUAAGAGUGAUCAUACGCCUCCCGAUUCCAAUGUCAGCCAUAGUGGCUUACCACCAGAUUUAGAAAUGGGCACGGUAUUUUCAAGUAUGUGAACGGCGGGAUUGUUUACAUACCGAAUUGUGUUGGCUUACUACUGUGACAAACAUGUCAUCAACGGUUUGUCACCAGCGCCAAGUUGAUGUGUACGCAAUCCCAUUCAUCUUAGAUACGGACAUCAACUACUUUCUGAUCCGCCCCACACCCAAAAUUUAAAAUAUUAUAUACUUAUGUUUACGACAAUAAACCAUCACAAUAAUGAAACUUUUUGCUUACAUUCCCUAUUUGUGAAGUACGUUUUUGUCAUAACGUGUUUGCUCGUAGUAGAAGGACAUGAAUGGAAUGGCUGGUGCUAUAUUUUAUGUUAAAUUCCUGAAAGUGUAAAGCUGUAUGGAGGAUGUAACAUUAAAGUGCAAUUGUAGAGAUGUUUGUUAUUUUGGUUAAGAAUAAUAAUAUGUUUUUGUUAUAUAAUUGUUCGUGAUUUUUAAGCAUUAACUUAAUUCACAAUAGGACUUAAUGGAGGCAUCAAAACCUUUAAUAUUUUGUCCCAAUGGUCGCAUUCCAAGAGAAAACCAAGUAGACGAUGACGUUAAUGGAGUAUUUGUUUUAUCAGAUGGUAAACACAUAUUGAUCUUAGUUUAUUUAUAGGUAUUAAUGAGUAAUACAUAUUUAAUAUGAUAAAAUGUUAAUACAAUUUAAAUCUAAGAUAAAACAAUUGAAUCGAAAUGUAUAAAUCAUGUUCAAUGCAAUACAGUGUGAAUAGUAAAAUGUAAUAUUCAAGGGUAAUAGCACUGUAACACAGUUCAAAAUUCUAUUUAUCUGCCACCCAGAUUGCAUUUAUAUUGAUAAUAGAUACAAUAUAGCAAGCGUGUAAUUGUUAAUAAAAAGCUAGAACUAACGUCAACUGCAUUUAACAAAGUUAGAUAUGACGUCAGACUGUUAUAUACGUAAUACAAAGUUAGGUGUGACGUUAAACUGUUAUAUUAUUAUACGUAAUACAAAGUUAGGUGUGACGUCAAACUGCUGUUAUAUACGUAAUACAAAGUUAGAUGUGACGUCAAACUGAUGUUAUAUACGUAAUACAAAGUUAGAUGUGACGUCAGACUGUUAUAUACGUAAUACAAAGUUAGAUGUGACGUCAAACUGGUAUAUACGUAAUACAAAGUUAGAUGUGACGUCAAACUGCUGUUAUAUACGUAAUACAAAGUUAGAUGUGACCUCAAACUGUUAUAUACGUAAUACAAAGUUAGAUGUGACGUCAAACUGUUAUAUACGUAAUACAAAGUUAGAUAUGACGUCAGACUGUUAUAUACGUAAUACAAAGUUAGAUGUGACGUCAGACUGUUAUAUACGUAAUACAAAGUUAGGUGUGACGUCAAACUGCUGUUAUAUACGUAAUACAAAGUUAGAUGUGACGUCAAACUGCUGUUAUAUAAGUAAUACAAAGUUAGAUGUGACGUCAAACUGUUAUAUACGUAAUACAAAGUUAGAUGUGACGUCAAACUGCUGUUAUAUAAGUAAUACAAAGUUAGAUGUGACGUCAGACUGUUAUAUACGUAAUACAAAGUUAGAUGUGACGUCAAACUGCUGUUAUAUAAGUAAUACAAAGUUAGAUGUGACGUCAGACUGUUAUAUACGUAAUACAAAGUUAGAUGUGACGUCAGACUGUUAUAUACGUAAUACAAAGUUAGAUGUGACGCCAAAAUGUUAUAUACGUAAUACAAAGUUAGAUAUGACGUCAGACUGUUAUAUACGUAAUGCAAAGUUAGAUGUGACGUCAGACUGUUAUAUACGUAAUACAAAGUUAGGUGUGACGUCAAAGUGCUGUUAUAUACGUAAUACAAAGUUAGGUGUGACGUCAAAGUGCUGUUAUAUACGUAAUACAAAGUUAGAUGUGACGUCAAACUGCUGUUAUAUACGUAAUACAAAGUUAGAUGUGACGUCAAACUGCUUUUAUAUACGUAAUACAAAGUUAGAUGUGACGUCAAACUGCUGUUAUAUACGUAAUACAAAGUUAGAUGUGACGUCAAACUGCUUUUAUAUACGUAAUACAAAGUUAGAUGUGACGUCAAACUGCUGUUAUAUACGUAAUACAAAGUUAGAUGUGACGUCAAACUGCUGUUAUAUACGUAAUAAAAAGUUAGAUGUAAUGUCAGACUGUUAUAUAAGUAAUACAAAGUUAGAUGCGACGUCAAACUGUUACAUACGUGAUACAAAGUUAGGUGUAAUAUCAAACUAUUAUACAUGUACGUAAUACAAAAUUAGAUAUAUUACUAAUAUAAUUUAAAUGUGUUCAAAUCAAAUAUGUUAUAAAGAGGUAUGAUUGUGAAAACUAAAAUAGAACGCCCAUUCAUAGAGUUCAUUUCAAAACUACACUGGUCGUAUUUAAACACGAGACAUGCCCUAACUCAAACGUUUCAUCGUUCAAUCAAUGAAUACAGGUCACACAAGUUUGAUCUAAAAGUAUGAGUUCAGCAGACAAUCCUCGUACAGAAUAGCGCCUGGACCCUAUUGAUUCUACUUUGUUUAGUAACCAAAUAAAGCAUGUUAAUGGAAACAUUUACAUUUCAGUAACAGGUCUCAUGUUUCAAGUAUUAUAUACACAUUACUUACCUUACCUAGUUUUAUUUCUAGCGUAAAGUCUAUAUAUAGGUAUACCUAAUCACCUAUUAUACAUUAAUUAGCUAGGUGAAUUUAAAGGUAAAAAUUAAAAAACCGCGCAAAAAUCAUUCGAAUUGGUUAUAUAAUUGUGAAGAUUAACUCAGUAUGCCUAAUUAAAUUUCAAAUAACGCACUUAAUGUUUUUCACGCCACCACGUUAGCGACCAUAAAGUAUCAUUGUUUUAUAAAUACAGUGUAAAAAGUAAGUAAAAGUAUGAUUUAUGCCGUCAUCUGAAGCAAUAUUCUAUGGUGUAGAAAGUGGACGCAUGUGAAAAAUAUUGAAUAAAUAAUUAAAAGUCGAUACCUGGUUUUAUUGACCUGACAAAUAUCAACGGUGGACUUUGUCCUCGGUCGAUUUUUUUGCUCGUGUUAAUAAAACUAAGUAUCAACUAUAUCUAAAGAUUUUGAUUGUAUAUUCUUACUUUGAGAACACGUAUAGGUAUUAAUUUGUGUAAAUCCUUUUUUUUGUAUUUCAAUAUACAUAUACAUAUUUAAUUUGCAAUUUUAUUCGCAUGCCUUUUUGCUGGAAUCAUUAAAGUAUAACUACGCUUAUCACAGAUUCUAAACUAUUUCAAUAGAAAAUGUUUGUUGCGUGUCUAUUUAUUUUUAUAUUUAUUUAUUUAUUUUAUUUAUUCCUAGUCUUGAUUGUGAGCUAAACUUGGCCAUUGUAAACUAGGUUUACAUACAGUAAAGCUAGAAUACGAUUUAAACGUGUGAGUGCAACGGAAGCUUUGUACUCCAUGAUUUUGAAUAAAUUACUGUAAUCAGUUUAAUAUAUAUUGUUGAUAGUGGGUCAGGUAUUUUGGCGGUACUAAAUGUGGAAGAUCCCGCCACAUUUUGUAGGGAUGUUUGUGUAAACUAUAAAUCCAUUGUAUUUAAAGUAUUUAUGUAUAAAUGUAUUUACAGAUCAUGGUGAUUUGUAAACAAUUCAAAGAACAUUGACUUAUAAUACAAAAGAUGAAAAUAAAUACUAGAAAUGAUUUUGACUAUUUGAAAAGUAUUUAUCGAUGAAAGGAAUAUAAAUGGGGAUCUAUUUUUAGCAGACUGACGACAGAUGUCAUUAUUUCCAACAUAUUUUUUUAUCAAACGAUGCACUUGUAUUAUCCACUUUACGCAAUGGAAUAUUCAAAUUUCUGGUUUAUGCCUCGUGAGAAUGUUCGAUAGAUAUAUUUUACACUCACGAUAUUUUACAGUCUUAAGUAUCCAUCAACCAGAAUAAAAUAUGAUAGGUGAAAUAUUAUGUAUGAUACUAAAUUAAUUUUGGGAUCCCUUAUCUAAUCAAGAUGAUUCAAUAUAGAGAAAUCUUUAAAUCAUUUAUAGUAAUGCAUAUGUGAAGAUAUUUUUGUAUAUAAUGUUUACCUAUCGUUGAUAGAAAUGUAUAUCUACUUGGCUAUUAGUAAAAUAAUCUUAUAUGGUAGAAGUUUUAUAACCCAACCAAUAUGAUAUUUAGGAGUGUGACGUUUCGAUGACGACACUGUCACCUCCAUCAGACUAAUGACCAAUGUGAAGCGUAUUAACACUGACAUAUACAGUGUCCGAGUAAAAGACUCGAUCGACUGUUUAGGAUGUUUCGUCCGUUUCACACCAAAUUAGAAAAUAGUGUGACGAGAUGGUAAAAAUGAAAUAGAAUCAAACAAAUGUAAUAGAUGAUAUGAUGUAGUG
Pecten maximus is the source of this 5899-nucleotide messenger RNA. RefSeq lists its product as uncharacterized. The record is from RefSeq and is a predicted model, not a curated record. Lineage: Eukaryota; Metazoa; Mollusca; Bivalvia; Pectinida; Pectinidae. The transcript is spliced from 2 exons. Bases 2869 to 3831 code for a protein of 320 amino acids.